Messenger RNA from Acanthaster planci (crown-of-thorns starfish), 3522 nucleotides. RefSeq lists its product as uncharacterized. Gene Ontology annotation, molecular function: ribosomal large subunit binding. NCBI's taxonomy places the organism in Eukaryota, Metazoa, Echinodermata, Asteroidea, Valvatida, Acanthasteridae. The record is from RefSeq and is a predicted model, not a curated record. Gene Ontology annotation, biological process: negative regulation of translation; negative regulation of ribosome biogenesis. Gene Ontology annotation, cellular component: mitochondrion.
UCGAACAUGUCACGAGCAUUCUCACCGUAGCACGUUCCAACCAUCCCAUCCACGAUUCUGCACGGAAAUUUUGGCGGAAACUGAAAUGUAUUCCUCCCGAGAAUGAAUUUGUAAAGUUUCAUUCAGCUACUGAGAGCUUCUAGUUUCAACAGGAUGUCGGCACGGUAUAUAACAGGCGUCACAAGACAAAUAGCUGAGCAGUGUAAACAGCUGACCAGGCGACCUUGCCGUGCACAUUUCCAACCAUGCGCAUGCCGGACUUCGUCUCAUUUCUUGCGCUACUUUCCACGCAAAUUUGAGCAUUUGGCGGGGACAGUGCAAGGCGAAAAGGGAAUAUUUUUUAUAUCUAAACCAAAGUUUCACUUGUCGUCUUCAUAUCUCUUACAUCACCGGCGGUUGUCAUCAAAUCCUUCGAGUGCUGGCGAAGAUUUGGAGGAGGCGGGCAGUGCGGAUGAAUGGAGUCAUCCGUCAUAUCGAACUGAAGAUGUCUUAAAUCAGGACCCAGAGUUGCGCUCUCUCCUCUGUGAGAUUGCAUCAGAUUUUGGAAAGUCCCAAGCAGUGCUUACUGAUUCUAAUUCAGUUGGAACUUGUGAGAAUGAGUCGUUGACAAAUCAGCUUGAAAAAAGCAGUGAAGGUGCUGACAAAGAUGCAAAUGAAGGCAUUGUUUCCACAACAACCGAGCACGAGAGUCAAACAGAGUUGAACUUGAAGGGUGGAGUGGAAUUAUCUCCCGUGGAAGCUUCAAGGAAUGCUAGUAAAAGAAAAGCAUCAUACGUUUUCAGCGUCGAUGAGAUCGUGGGCGUCUUACGCGAAGAAAAUGCACAAGACAUCUGCGUCAUUAGGGUACCGCCGGAGAAAAACUACGUGGACUACUUUGUUGUGGUAACGGGGAGGUCUGCACGCCAUCUCAGUGCAAUGACGCAGCACAUCAAUAAACUGUAUAAACAGAGUAAAGGCAAAGAUAAUCCUUUCCUGAUUGUGGAGGGAAAGCUAACAGAUGACUGGAUGUGCCUUGACUUUGGGAACACUGUCGUUCACUUCAUGCUGGAAGAAACAAGAGAGCUCUAUAACCUGGAGGAGCUGUGGACGGUCGGCAAGGACUUCGACAGUCACAUCCAACAGUGGAAUCAACAUGAGAUACUCCUCUUUGAUCCAGAGACAGACGUACAGCCACCCUCGACAGAAGGGGCUGAGACUCAGGAGAAAUGAGUUGUGAGUUGAUGAGUUUUGAGUCGAUGGGUUACCAGUGGGAAAAGGAGAGGAUAGAAUCCAAUGGAAAGAUGUCGAAGGACCACGUGACCUCAUGGUUUUCCAAGAUCGGCCGCCAUCACCUAAGGCAAGCGCUUAGUUAGCAACUCAGUGCUACAUCAUAACCUUGACAAGGGGGCUCCUUUCUGCAUAAAAUUACUACAAAUUCUUUUCAGGUAGCAUAAUGGUCAUUGUGCCAUGGACAGUCGCCGUUAUCAUGUCAAUCCAGCCUAGUAACUAGUAUUUUUCUCAUACUUUCUGCCAUUUAGGAAGCUUUUAGAACUGAUGCCAUGUUUGUACAUGUAAAUACAGUGUGUAGUGCUAUGGGCUUUGCAACAAUGGCGGACGUACGUUGGGUCAUUUUUUUGUCAGCGAGGGACACCCUAUUGGGCACUUGGCUGUGACAAGAGUACGAUGUUGAAAUGGCAUAGGAUUUAAUCUGGCCUGAAGUGAACUAAAUAAACCAGGUUUUUAAUCAUGAUAAAGAACAAAAAAUAUUAACUGGAGCAGCAUUUGAACCUGCGACUUUCUGAAUUCUGGCGGUCCGCCAAAACCAGGUUUGACUACUAUUAAGGGUCUUUCCAAUGGACCGUUUUUUUCAUAGAACCGUUGAAAAUACAAACUUUUUGUCUCAGUAUAUUUUCAAUGUUUAUUUUCCUUGUUGAAAGGUAAUCUGGUACCUUUUUCAUUUUAUGCUAAUUAGAUUUCCGUAUUCAUAAACAGCACUAUGAUGUCAUUCCAGGCAUAAAGAUUCAAUGUUGUACAUGUAUUGAUUUGUGUACACAGAUUUGCUGGAAUUGGUUCACUGUCAUGUCAGUGCAUGGCAAAAAAGCCAACAAGAAACCCUUUAUUAGAAAUAAUCCAAUGGUAAAAUUUGGGUUCACAAGUGGAACGGAGAAUGCCUGUUUCUGAACACUGCCUUCCUCAAGCAGCAUCACAGCAGCAGCGCCCUCGGUUGUCUAGAAAAGCAUGGACCAUACAUUAAAACCUUAAAUACAUGCCAAAGAAUUUCACAACAAAUCAUAGCACAUACAUACAAAUCACUCUGAGGCAGCAAGUGAUUGGAAGAGUUCCGCAGUCCGUACUCUGAUUGAAAUUCCAUUGGUGAUGUACCCUGUUACUUCUCACUGGCCCUUUGAAUGGAUUCGUUACCGGAUGGGCUCAACUUCAGCAAUUUUACUUCAGGCUUUCCCUGCCAAUAAAGCAACCACAUUAUUUAAUUUGUCCUGAAUUCAUCUUGUACCAUAAUAUAAUAUGUGCCAACGCUCGUCUGCACUCGUUUUACUAUCAAAAUGAAAGCUGUGUCAGAAUGACUGCACUGGUUAUGAGUGGAAAGCCUCUGAUUAGUGGCUUCAUGCAUUUCUCACCAAUGCUUGCUCUAUUCCAGCCGACAUCAAGAAAUUCCCAUAUGGUCUUUCUUAUCCAAAAUAUUAUACUUUGAUCCCUUAAAUGUAAACAGAAUUUCAGCUGGAGUGCAUGUCAAACUGGAAUUAUGUUAUUUUUGGUUGUUGACACAACCACUCUAAGGGAGAGGUUUUUUUCUUCCUUGAAGUUGAAGUUACCAGAUAUGUGAUAGUGGUUUUUUUGCAGGUACAAAUUUUUACGUGAAUACGACGUGUUUCUGUUGAUGUCCCAUAUUGUGCAAUGAGCCAUACAUUGUUUAUGGCACAGUCACAUGUAGGCCUAGCUGGUAAAAACUAUUCCAGCGAUGGAUUCUGUCAUUUGUCUCUACUCAGCACUGCUCAUCAUCUGAUGACUAAAAGUUCAGCCUACUCCAAUUGAUCCGUUUUAAUUUCAGUUCUUGCAAGUCUUACUGGUCCUCGAAUCAAACUUCAAGCUGGUUAGCAGGGUGCUUUUCAUUCACAUGCUGUUAACAAUCAUUUUACAAAUUAAAACGUGCAAAUGUAUUUGUUGGGUUCGAUGCGAUCAGUCGAUCAGGACAAUGCCCCGAUUGUGUUGCGCUAUAGGCAGGUCAAUCCUGUAUGAAAUUGCUGAUUUCACUUCUUUUCAAAACAGUCUUUCAGAAACGGGAAUAAGAAAGAAACGUCGAUUGGCUCAAGGCCAAGUUAUGCGGAGAGCAUACAAUAAGAUGGAGACAGAUCAAAUAAUCCUGCAUAUCGACUGAUUGCCCCCAACAUAUCUUACCAUUCCACACACACACACAGUGAGGUAUCACAGCGAAGUGUGCGGUGCACUUGCAAUACAAGCGAUUCACAAAAGUGCGCCACCCAGAGUCUGCAACACGUUGGCCAAUCACAAUGCGCGAAAUCUGUC